Molecule: messenger RNA, 1228 nt
Organism: Camelina sativa (false flax)
Lineage: Eukaryota; Viridiplantae; Streptophyta; Magnoliopsida; Brassicales; Brassicaceae
Product: histone acetyltransferase MCC1-like
Biological process (GO): N-terminal peptidyl-methionine acetylation
Cellular component (GO): Golgi membrane
Molecular function (GO): histone acetyltransferase activity; protein-N-terminal amino-acid acetyltransferase activity
Source: RefSeq, a predicted model, not a curated record
UUUGAUCGUCGUAAAGCACGUGAGCCCCAAGAUGCUUCACUUGAAACGAGAAAAAGCCCCAAGCGACAGAGGAGAAGGCAAACCAAGGUAAAGGGACCUUUAUUUUUCUCAUUCGCUCGAAACUCGAUUCUUGAUUGAUUCCUUCGGCGACGAAUCAGCCAAUCAAAUUCAUACCCAGAUUGGUUCUGGAUCCGAUUUAGUUCAACGGGUCGGAUCCAGUGAUCUGGCACCUCAACUUGGAAAGUGUUGGCACUUCGUCGUAAAAAAGCUAUGGAAAUUUCAGGUUUGUUCUCAUGAAAACAGUAAUGUGGUGAUUUCCUCGAAGAUUCAUUGAGGAUUCAUCAAUGGAGGAUCCAGAAAUCUCUCUUUGCCCAAGUAUUUACUACAGACCUAUAAACCCUAAUGAUCUAGAUCGUUUGGAGCAAAUCCAUCGUGACAUCUUCCCCAUCAAGUAUGAGUCUGAGUUUUUCCGAAGUGUUGUGAACGGAGUUGAUAUUGUCUCAUGGGCUGCUGUUGAUCGGAGCCGCCCUGAUGAUCACUCUGAUGAACUCAUCGGUUUUGUUACUGCUAAAUGCGUGCUUGCUAAAGAUAGCGAGAUAGAUGAUUUAAUACAUUACGAUUCCUCAAAAGUAGAGGAGACUUUGAUCUACAUCUUGACACUUGGAGUUGUAGAAACAUACAGAAACAGAGGAAUCGCAAUGUCACUUAUUAGUGAGGUGAUUAAAUAUGCUUCUGGUUUAUCCUUGUGUCGAGGACUUUACCUUCAUGUGAUUGCACACAACAAUCCUGCGAUCCGUUUGUACCAAAGAUUGAUGUUCAGAUGCGUACGGAGAUUAUACGGAUUCUAUCUAAUCAAACAACAGCAUUUUGACGCCUUCUUGUUUGUCUACUUUAUCAACGAUUCUCAAACUCCUUGCUCACCCUUAGAGGCGGCGAUGUUUGUUGUCAACUAUAUGAAGAGUGGAAUCAAGUCCGUGGCAUCUAAGCUGGCGAACAAGGAGGAGAAAGGUUUGAAAUGGUUGAUUUGCAAAGACACGGAUUGCGUCUUACCCACACAAACCAAAUCAAAUCUCGGAUCAUCAUCAUCCGGGUACGAAUUCAUCUGAUUUAAACUAAUAAUUUUUGAUUCAUUUGAUUUCUCAUUCUGCUCUCUGUAAUAAAAAUGUAAAUAGUUACUGUUAUUGUCGCCUUUGUUAAUAAAAAGUGUUGGAUUAAGAGUUUAUCACCA